AUGGUCUUUAUUUGGUUUAGAGAUAUCGAUGAUAAGUUUCGUGGACUCUAUUCAGAUUUUUGGCUUGCAUUGCUUGCACCUGACCAAGACAGAUUAAGGAGUGUGGCUACUGAAAUGGGUGUUGGUGAGCUUUACGGUUUGUUUGCCUGUAUGGUAGCUCGAAGAUCAUGGAAGGCGGUUUCACAAGGGAUCAAAAAUAAGAAACUGGAUAUGGCAGAGAUAGACGAGUUGAAACUGUACGCUGGUGCGCUGAUCCCCAAAAUUAGUGAAGUGCUACAUCGGAUGCCGCGACAGAUGCUUCUUAUUCUUAAGACUAACGAUUUAAUAAGAAAUCUCGAACAUGUUUUGGGAACCGAAAGUCGUUCAGAUGCCCACAUUGAGAUGUCUAAGUGUGUGGUGCGAUCUCAUUAUGAAAUGAAGCUGAAAAAUUCUCACAGCCUUUGGGAGGCUCUAAGGAUAAAACUGAAGCUGUAUUGGGCUUUAUUCAAAAUACAUUCAUAUGAAUGGUAUCUCAUCACAAGAGAAUCAAUCCCAUUUUUACAUCUCUCUUAA
This is a messenger RNA of Strongylus vulgaris, 552 nucleotides long. The record is from the annotation of a GenBank genome assembly. Lineage: Eukaryota; Metazoa; Nematoda; Chromadorea; Rhabditida; Strongylidae.